Lineus longissimus is the source of this 3158-nucleotide messenger RNA. RefSeq lists its product as uncharacterized. Gene Ontology annotation, biological process: positive regulation of B cell receptor signaling pathway; cell surface receptor protein tyrosine kinase signaling pathway. The record is from RefSeq and is a predicted model, not a curated record. The coding region runs from base 183 to 1595 and encodes 470 amino acids. Lineage: Eukaryota; Metazoa; Nemertea; Pilidiophora; Heteronemertea; Lineidae. Gene Ontology annotation, molecular function: signaling adaptor activity; protein kinase binding. The transcript is spliced from 12 exons.
UAUUGUUAUUUUACAAGUCCGUGUUAAAGGUGGGCAACCAAUCAGGAUGUGUUAAGGUACUGGCAUAUAAACCAAAUCAUAUCACAACGAUAUCCACAGUUCGUCUGAGAAUCGCCAUCUCGAAUCAUUUGAUCCGACGGAACGAGCUUAAUUCGUGAGAUCUGAUCAACUUUCAUUUCAACAUGGCAGAAGCGGGAAAGGCGCCUUAUUUUCAAGGAGUUCUUGAACACAAGCAAAGCGGCAGCAAGGAGAGAUAUAUGAAGCUCUUCGUUUGCCUGGUCGGAAGACAAGUCUUCAUUUAUGAUGACUACAGCAAGACGAAAUUGUUGGGAAGGCUGACCUUGGAUAUUGGAACCAAGGUCAAAUCGAAGGAUAAGAAUGGUUAUCGGAUUGAACUGACCACCAGGGAUUUUGAUAGCAAGGGCAUGGCAAUCCCCAGGAGAAACGUGUUUAGGAGCGAGUCAAGGCGCGACAGAGAUAUCUGGUAUGCGUAUAUACACGCCUUGACCAAGGGUCAAGUUCUUACCAACCUCAAACUUGCGCCAGCCAUUGUCUUUAACAUACAACAGGCUUUACAAGAUUGUAUUCGUCCUGAGCGUCGCCGGCGAGUGAGCGUGCCUAACAUCCUACCUCCCUACCAUCAGGAGCCGCGACCGGAUUAUGACUAUUCCCGGCGUCAGCAACAUCCUCCCACUGCUCAUCAAACCAGUCGGAACAACCCACCUUCCCUCUAUCCUGUCCAUGGAUCAGCGCAUGAAUGGGGAAUGGGACGUGCUGCGGUCCCGCCUCCAAUUCCACAGAAGAAGUUUUUAAGAAAUUCCAUUAGCUCAGGGGAGUCGGGGGGGAGCUGUGAUAGGGAUAGUAUGUCUGAUGGACAUGAUAACCAACCAGGGGUCUACAAGACGCACCAGUUCUACACAAAUCAUAAGAUGAAUGUCAACAGCAUUCCAGCGUGGUUCUUUGAGAACUGUACCAGGGAGCAGUCGGAGUUGAUCCUGACAAAGGGAAAGGACUAUGGUAACGUCAUGAUGAGAGAGAGUACCACUCACAGAGACAGCGGGAGUUAUGUCAUUGAUAUCUGUGAGGAAACACCAAGGGGAUGUAAAAUAAAGCAUGUUGAAAUCAUACGAGGGCAAGGGUUUGUGCUGAGGACUGAAGAGGUAAAGGACGAGUCAUUUUCUUGCCUGACGGAGGUGAUGGGCUGCAUGAUGUCGUCUCUUGGACCAAAAUACAGGACCAUGUCCACCAAUGAUAAAACAAAGAUAGGCAUCGAGGACCCGGAUUAUGACUCAAUCGUGUAUGUUGAUGGGAAAGCAACUCUCCGAUCAACAAUAACAAAUCCACUACGAAAAGAUUCAGGAGAGGGAUUGGAGCCAUACCCACGACAAUUCCGGGAAACAGGCUACAAUUCUGACAACUCGGACUCGGAUGAAGAUUACGUUCCAAUGGAUGAUGACCCCACGCUAUAUGAAAGAAUAGAUGAUUACAUUCAACCUGACCCGUCAGAUGUUGUAGCACCUAUAGAGGUCCAAUCAAGCCAACUGGCAACAUUAUCCAUAUCAGAACAAGACAUCAAGAAAGAUGUUCCAUCCUGAAGAUGCAAGGCAAUGAAGUGCUCUAAGUCCAGAUUUCCUCAUAAGACUUUGGGACAGGAGGAAUUAAAGUGACCUUAUCACAGCAUUCUGGUUAUUGAUCUGUCAGACCAAUUUUCGACAAAUGGUUUACCAUCAUUUAAUCAGAACGGUUUUGAAAUACUUGUAUUUUAAUGAGGAUAUGCUUUGCAAGUUCAGCUCUUUUCAUUAAUGAUGCCUGGAGGGCAAAAGUUACAUUAAGUUUUCCAUCUUGAAUUUGAAACCAUAAAUGUUUUGUAGAGGCACAUGUGUUGGUACAACUCCUGAACAUUAAACAUGAUAAGACAUUUUGAAAAUAUUUCUCAGACACUUCAAAUUUUCAGCAUGUCCUCAAAUAGGCCUUUCUUCCAUUCAUGUUUGGUACAUAUAACUCUUAGCCUUACAGCUGACUAUUUCUGAUUCAAUUUUUUAAGCUAAAACCAAUUUUGUUGCUUUUGAACCUGUCUGGGGUUACCCUGGGAAUCCAGGACAGUAAACUUCCUGGUUGGUUUGCCCUUCAAUAGACUUUUUAAACUUCUGUUCACACAUGCACAUUAUGAUAAUGUAGAUACCUAUGUCUAUCAAUGCCCAAGGCAUUUACCUGGUGCAGGAGGAUUUUUGAUAGUCUGAUUGUGAAGUAGGCCCAUGGACUGUGCAUGAAAAAGUCAUGCAAGGAAUGAAUACUUUUGUCAGUGCAAACAAAUUCUCUCUCGCCUUCAAAUGAUAUUUGAAAGAUAAUAACUAGGCCUACCAUUUCAAAUGUGUAGUUCAAUCAAGUAGGCCCAUCGACUGCAUGAAAAAGUCAUGCAAGGAAUGAAUACUUUUGUCAGUGCAAACAAAUUCUCUAUCGCCUUCAAAUGAUAUUUGAAAGAUCAUAACUAGGCCUACCAUUUCAAAUGUGUAGUUCAAUCAUGUAGUUUGUUCCAAAGUGUUAUUUUGCUUGUCAAUGCGGUAAAACUAGGGAUCUGUGGUAUUUUUAUAUCAGCCAACAAUGCGCAAAAUAAGAGCUCCCAUGCUUUGUCCUCACUUUCCCCUCGUGACAGGCUUUUUUAUCUGUUGUGCAAUUAUGACCAGUGAUCUGGAAAAAAUUCAUUAUAAAAAGUUGUAAAAGCUUUCAGGCAAAGGAGGUUACCAGUCCACUGACAAAUCUUGUGAUCGAAAAAAAACAGGUACUUGGCAUUCUUCCAUUAAAUGAUAUUCAGUAAGAACAAACCAAAAUUCCAAGGGAAAGUUGGACAUAAGGAAGCCCUGCAAGGAAGUAAAUUUGGCAGGCCACUGGGUUAUACUUCAUGCUGUAACAAUAGCGUCGAAGCAGAUUGGAUGAUCACUUUGAACUUUUUUACUGAAGUAACUUAGGCAUUAUGUAUCUAUACUGUCGAGAACAAAACGAGACAAACAGGUUUUAAACCCAUCUGAAGAUCGAAUUUCUGGAUUCAAUACACAAAUAUUGUUUGUAAAAAGCUUGUAAAUAUUGUAUAAUUAAAAUGUCGGUGAUAGAAUAUUAUAAUUCAACAGUUUAAGUUUUCAGAAAUUAAAGUAGUUUCUAUG